Molecule: messenger RNA, 1314 nt
Organism: Penaeus monodon (black tiger shrimp)
Lineage: Eukaryota; Metazoa; Arthropoda; Malacostraca; Decapoda; Penaeidae
Product: WAS/WASL-interacting protein family member 1-like
Exons: 5
Coding region: 1-1314 (437 amino acids)
Source: RefSeq, a predicted model, not a curated record
AUGACAUACAAAAUUGGGGCACCAACAACCAGGCGCAGACGCCCCAUCCAGGGGGCUGUAUCCAUGGUAAAUGGAGCAGACCCCGAUCGACUACCAGCUGGUUCGCAGGGAGCAGCAACAGGACCCUUUCCCCCCCAGGCUCAGGGCGGAGGGCACCUCCUUCAACUAGAGAGGGCGCUUCAGGGCCCGGGGAACCUCCUCUGCGACAUCUCGGGGCAGACCCCUCCUUACAUCCCCCCGUCACUCCCCCGAACAAAAUGUCGGCCCGGCAUCAAAGAGCGUCCGGGAGUGGUGUCGCACCCGCACGAAUGUCAACGCAGGGAAGUUCACCCAACACUAAGUCUCCCACAGGUGUUUCCUGUACCAGACGGCCGCUUCGAGCAUGAACCUCAACGUACGGUGGCCGGGCCACAAAACCCAUCCAGGGCACAACUGCGCCACCCUUGCAAGACCUUAUCAGCACCGGAUAUUCGCUACAGGACCCAGCGCGGUAGACCGACAGAGGUCCUCAGUUCGAAUCCGAGCCUGGAGGCAGUGAUGAUCCUUUUGGCUCGAAGGCAUCCGGACCCAGCAAACCCCCAGCGCCAAUGGCAUGGUGGGGCGCCUACACCGCCCCUUGAAAAAGCCCCGGCUUCCCCGUCCGAAAUGGGUGGGCCCGUUACCCUGGCACUCCCACACCAAAGGACCUCUUUAAGCGGGUUUUCGGUGCACCGCAGCAGAGAUGGUUACGGAACCACCUACCCCCCUGGACUUUUAGUAGUCCGGAGAUCAGGACCCGGGAGCAUUCGGCAAGCAGCUUCGCGACCGAUGGCCACGCCGCUUGUCCUACGAGACCCUCCCGGGGAACGAGACAUCUACUUGCCCCCCGACCUCCAAGAUGCCCAUGUCUUCAAAGACGACCCACCACCUCCCUCGCCCCCCCCUAGAGGGGCCCUUUUUGGUCAUCAAGCGGACAUACCGGGGCCCAACGCGCGCCCGCCUGAAAAAAAAACAAGCCCCAGGACCCAAGCCUCAGCCUACAAGGCCCAGGCACCCGGGGCCCCCUACCUGCACAGGCUCAGCCCCCGGCCCGCCCCAGCACGGAACCCAGCUUGUGAGAACCGACACCCGGAGCCCAGAAACCCCAGCGAUUCCUCGAGCACCCCUGAUGCCCCCCCCUCCACACCCGACCUUACGAACCCCGGAACCUUCAUGAUGCGGGGGGGAGCGCCCAGGGGCGGAACUGUACAGAUCCCAAGCUUACGGAUCCCCCCUUUUCAGAAAAAACCCCCAAAGUCCCGUACCUUUUAUCGAUACAAAUUGGCCAGAAAUUAA